AGUGUGAGAAAUGUGUUCACAUGCAAAGAUAUGGAGUGAAAGGAAAGAGCAAGAGAGAGUGGCAUGAGGGAGACAAGGCCUAACAGAUAAAGUGAAAGAGAGGAAAAGGGAGAGAGAGAAAGCAAAAGACUUAGAGAGAGAGAGAGAGAGAGAGGGGUGGGGAAUCAGAGGGAGAGCGAGGCGUGCUCAGACUGAGAGACUGAUUCUGAGAGGAAGAAAGCUGGUGAAGGUUCACUGUUGUUUUUCCUGCCUCACGUAGAAAUAGCCUCCACAAGAAGGACACAUCUUUUUAAUUGUUUCACUCUGAUUCAUUUUUUUGUGGAUUUUAAUGGGCGUUGGACUACAAAUCCUUCUUGAACUUUUGUGAGACUUUUGUGAACUUUUAAUUCAUUACUGUAUCAGAUUUACAGUUAAUUCACAGCUCUGGUUUUUCUGAAGUCAACAUCUGUGUGGGAAUAUUGUCUGCCUUUGACAUGGGGUUUGAAAAGGACCUACUUCUUCUUGGAUUAGUGUGUCUGCUGGGAAAAUGUGUCUCUGACUGUAAAUUUGGCUACUCCAAGAAUGAAAAAGAGGAGUGUGUGGAUACAGAUGAGUGUAAAGAAAACCUGUAUCCAUGUGGGAACAACUCAAACUGCUUGAACACAGCAGGCAGCUACUUCUGUCAGUGUCUUUCUGGGUUCGAACACGGUGGUGGGAGCCAAGACUUCGAACCGUUUUCUGGACUACAGUGUCAAGAUAGAAAUGAAUGCACUGACACUAAAAAUAACAAAGACAUCUGUGGAAAGAAAGGAACUUGUCAGAAUGUUGAUGGGAGUUACUGGUGCAAGUGUGAAGAAGGUUACACCAAUUCUGGAAAAAACAGCACACCAUGCUCAGAUAUAAAUGAAUGCAAAGAUGCUGAAAAUAAUAAAGACAUCUGUGGAAAGAAAGGAACUUGUCAGAAUGUUGAUGGGAGUUACUGGUGCAAGUGUGAAGAAGGUUACACCAAUUCUGGAAACAAAAGCACACCAUGCUCAGAUAUAAAUGAAUGCAGGGAUGCUGAAAAUAACAAAGACAUCUGUGGAAAGAAAGGAACUUGUCAGAAUGUUGAUGGGAGUUACUGGUGCAAGUGUGAAGAAGGUUACACCACUUAUGGAAAUGAAAGGACUCUAUGCUUAGAGCUUGACUGUGACAGCUUCAGUGAGGACGGCAGGCCUUCACAGUCGCUUGGAGGCCUGGCAGACAUUUUGUCCAUGAUGAGAAACAGCUGUUUGAGUCUGUCUAACCCAAGCACUGCUGCUGUAGGGAAGGUUGAUGGAGAGGCGCUACUGGAGAAACUUUUCACAGCCACUGAGGAGAUCCUGUCUCCCGGGCAACUGGACAGCAGUGACGGUGUGACCGAGUUGCUCGACACAAUGGAGCACUCUAUUUUGCUGAUCGGUCCUCAGCUCAAAGCCAACCGAACCAAGAUAGAGACCACAGAGACAGAUGUAGAGAUUGCUGUUCAAAAAGGAAACAUCCGGCCAACGGGACCGAUCCAUCUGAUGACUGAAAACGCUAGCCUCGACACUGACUGGACAACAGCAGCUGGGAUGGGGACGUACCCCGGUUUUGCUCUGGCUGCACUGUUGACCUACAAGAACCUGGAGAUAUCCAUGAAUGAGUCUUUUGAGGAUCUCAAAGAAUAUAAAAAAGAUGGUGUGGAACCCUCCUUUCACGUGUCCUCCAGAGUUGUGUCUGUUGUGGUCUCCAACCCAUCCACUCAGAAACUGAAUCGCGCUGUUAACAUCACUCUCAGACAUCUGCAGGACAAAGUGGAGUCCUCUGAGAUGAGGUACAUCUGUGCAUACUGGAAUGAAACAGGAGUCUGGUCCACAGAUGGUUGCUCACCGCAGCACUCCAAUGCCACACACACUCUGUGUACGUGUGAACAUCUGAGCAGUUUUGCUGUUCUCAUGGCCCUUUACCCCAUGGAGCACACCUUUGGGCUCUUGCUGGUGACCAAGAUUGGGCUGACCAUCUCCCUGUUGUGUCUGAUGUUGUGCAUCCUGACAUUCCUGUUCUGCCGAUCCAUACAAGGCACUCGUACCACCAUCCACCUGCACCUCUGCAUCUGCCUUUUCUUAGCUGAUCUCAUCUUCCUGGCCGGCAUUUCUCGAACUAAACCUGAGGGCGCCUGCAGGUUUGUUGCAGUGAUGCUUCAUUUCUUCUUCAUGGGCGUUUUCACAUGGAUGCUGCUAGAAGGGGUGCAGCUGUACCGUAUGGUUGUCCUGGUGUUUAAUGCCACCAUCAGGCCCCUCUACCUGUACGUCACGGGUUAUGGGGCACCUCUUGCUAUCGUCAUUAUAUCUGGCAUCAUUAGACCAACGGGAUACGGCACUGAAAAGUACUGCUGGCUAUCCCUGAAAGACGGCCUCAUCUGGAGCUUCUAUGGCCCCAUUUGCCUCAUCAUCAUCCUGAAUGUCUUUUUCUUCAUCGUCACUGUCUGGAAACUCGCCCAGAAGUUCACCAGCCUCAACCCAGACCUUUCCAAGCUGCGCAAAAUUAAAGCUUUCACAGUGACAGCUAUAGCCCAGAUGUGUAUCCUGGGUCUGAUGUGGGUGUUUGGGGCCUUCUUGUUUCAAGAGGGAACAACAAUUGUGGCGUAUGUCUUCACGAUUCUCAACAGCCUACAGGGUGCACUGAUCUUCAUCAUGCACUGCCUGCUGUCUAAACAGGUGAGAGAUGAGUACGCCCAUUUCCUCUCUUGUAUCUGCACACCACAGAAGAAGAGAUACUCGGACUUCAGCACCACCAAUCCCUCUAGCAGUCAGUCACAAGGUUCUCGGAGUGGGCAGCACACCGGAGAAUCUCAAAUAUGAGGAACUUUUUUCACUAAUUCUCCCCCGAAAGACAGACUAUCACACCUUCAGCCUAUUUUGGCCCUGAUUUUAAAGGUUUGAAUCACUUCACAUAAAAAUUCUGCCAUUUAUUUUAUCAUCUAUUUGUCAGUUUAAACCACAUGGAAAGCAGUGACUUUUUACCUGGGAAUUUGGACCCACCAUGGGGGUUGUAGAAUAAGUUGACUAAAUUGAUUGAUUUAUGAGUUAGGAAAGAAGUUAACAAUUGUUUUUCUGAUACACAAAAUUAUACUACUGUUUCUGAAUUUUCUCUAAUGUUUUCAUAUCAAAAUGAAAAAUCCUCCUUGGUACUGUGGAUCUGCAGGCAGGUAUUACUUGUCUUUAAAAGUUCAUCCACCAGAUUGGUUGUUUACUGCUGCAGAUGUAGAUAAACUUCAGUCCUUUCAGAGACUAGUGAAAUAAUGGGACCAAACAUUUUAACAACUUUAAAGCCAUAAACCUAAAUCCAGUAAACUGAAUCACAUCAUCAGCCAAUCAGUUAUAUUAUGGGUCAUACGGUCUGGCAUUUACCUCAUUUAUUUAGUUAUUUUCGUUACUGAUGAUGUUUUACAGCACUCUUUGUAGAUCCUGUUGUAUCGGGAAUGACAGAUUUUUAUUUGAGUGUAGAAUAAUCCGAUACAUGUGUUACUUAUGCGACAGCAGGCAAAAAAAAGGCCAGCUGUUGAAAGUGUUUUUUCAGGAGCUCCAGAUGUGAAGCUCAUAGGUUCAACGAAAACAUAUCACAAUCAUAAAAUAAGCUGUAUUCCCUUCAAAGUGAUUCAAAGUGAGACUAAUAUAGAUAUAUUUAUUUUAAAGUGCAGACGAUAAAGCCUAAAUAAUGUAGGCUGUAAGAAAAUAUGAGCAGCACAAGAAAACAGUUUGCACUCUAUUUUAUAUAAAUGUUUAAUGUAAAAAUAAGGGUGGGCAUGCUUUUCUUGUUUAUGGGAUCUUCUCAGAUAAUAUUUGUUUUCAUGUACUGUAUUCAACAGUAUGUUGUGAUGGGAAAGAAACAACUGACUGAUAAUGCAAAUUACCCAUGAAGUGCCUCUGAGUUUGCUCAUGUUCCCAUGUGGGCUCCUGUAGAGAUUUUAUAUCUGUUGUUGCUUUCAUUCCUAAACAAAACAAGUGAUUUUUAAUCACUUGUGGCUAUUAUUGAAGAGUCUAUCUUGGUUUACAAUUGAGCUGUGCCCUUUUUCCACAGGUGUAUGUGAAUUUUUUUUUUUUUUUUUUUAUUCUUGAAAUUGUAAACCAAGUAAACAAAUCUGUCUGGGCAAUUUGCAAAAUCAGACCCACCCUUCUGAUAAGCCUGCAGCUUCCUGCAAUCAAACUGUUUAUGGAAUAAAUUUCCAUUUUGUUAUUAUGUUCUUUUUAUAGCUGUUAGCCUGUGCCUGCACACAUUGUUAGUUACUGUAAGAUUGAAGUCACUUCCCUGAAAUGCGAACUUCAGCAGUAAUGGGAGCUGUACAGACCUGACUUUAUUUUAUUGCACUUUUCCGUUGUAAAAGACAUCGAUGAUCCAGCACACCGCCACUCACACAGUGCAUGUAAUAAUCAUGUAAUAAUCAAGAAGACUUGAUAACUAGCCUCACUUACUGAACCUGAACAGUUGUGAAAAUAUAUUUUUAUAUUUUCAGUUUUAUAGAAAUUUGUAAAGCAUGUUCUCUUUAGAGAAAAUGGGAGCAUGUCUUUGGAGUUUAAAUCAGAUUUUUUUUUUAUUUGAAAGAUUUUUUUGAUUGUUAAGAUUUAAGUUUCUUCUCACUUUCUUGUGUACAAAUGUGAUUAAAGCCACCAAGUUGCUGGUUUUAACGGCUAGAUUGUUCUUCGGUUCAUAAGCGUGGCUGCAUUUUUUUAAAAAAUGACCACCUAAACCUUUUAUUCGUGCUUUACAAAAUGUAUUUUUAUGUGAAAAAGCUACAUGCAUUAUGCAGCGUUUUGUGAAUGUAAGAACUAUUGUUGUUAGAAUAUACUAUAUGAACUUAUUUUUUUACUUUGUUGUUAUUCGGUUAUGUUUUCUUUAAGGAAUAUGCAUCACAAAAUUUAUUAAAGCUUCUACUUCAUCAAAAAAUC
This is a messenger RNA of Amphiprion ocellaris (clown anemonefish), 4925 nucleotides long. RefSeq names its product adhesion G protein-coupled receptor E5. The coding region runs from base 474 to 2840 and encodes 788 amino acids. The transcript is spliced from 18 exons. Gene Ontology annotation, cellular component: membrane. The record is from RefSeq and is a predicted model, not a curated record. Lineage: Eukaryota; Metazoa; Chordata; Actinopteri; Pomacentridae. Gene Ontology annotation, molecular function: calcium ion binding; G protein-coupled receptor activity. Gene Ontology annotation, biological process: adenylate cyclase-activating G protein-coupled receptor signaling pathway; cell surface receptor signaling pathway.